This is a messenger RNA of Rangifer tarandus platyrhynchus (Svalbard reindeer), 504 nucleotides long. Lineage: Eukaryota; Metazoa; Chordata; Mammalia; Artiodactyla; Cervidae. The record is from the annotation of a GenBank genome assembly.
AUGAGCAUCCUUUGGAAAGGCGCUGAAGUCUGCACUGCCCUGCAGGCCUGUCGCGGGAGGACCAAGGCGGUGGGAAGGGGCCCGGGCUCCGAGGAGGGAGGAGGCUUGCUUGUCACCUUCUGCGGUGCGUGUCAUGUGGCAUCCACGGCAGGGCAGCCACACGCUGACUCCUUGAGCCGUGGUGCCAUGGCUUCCCGGGGCCUGGAGGCCGGGGACGGUCAGGGGGAGGGGGAGGGGCUCAGAGCCGCGGGCCCCAGGAUGGUGCAGGGGGGCAGCACGGCUGGCCGGUCCAGAGCCGCCCUGCGCUCUCCCGACAGCGGCUCCGGGGCAGGGCAGGACACGGCGGCCAGUGCUGCGGCCGGCCCCCGGGAGCAGCGUGGGCCCUGGGCUUGGGGUCCCCAGGCUGCCCUUCAGAGCGGGGCAGGCGCUGACCCCACUUACGUCCACACACCUGCCUGCCCCUUGGCUCUGAAGGCAGAGCCUGCCGACCCACCGAUACCCUGA